This is a messenger RNA of Ilex paraguariensis (yerba mate), 420 nucleotides long. The record is from the annotation of a GenBank genome assembly. NCBI's taxonomy places the organism in Eukaryota, Viridiplantae, Streptophyta, Magnoliopsida, Aquifoliales, Aquifoliaceae.
AUGCUAUUAAUAGGAUGCUUUUCUUAUUUUCCUCGCAGUUCGGUGAAUCAUAAGCAGUGGAUACCCAGAUUCCAGAAUCCCACUUAUAGUCCAAGAAUCUGUUCAUACAGUCCAUACAUACCCACCCACGCUUCCUUUCAGGGAGGUGUUAAUUGUUCUGGUUUAGCUGAUUCUGAAGUUAAGUUUUUCAUUACUUACACGAACUGCUAUAUAAAGGAAGCAACAAUGUCUACCCCUAAUGACAAUGGGGCUUCGGUUAGGCUUGAGGGAAAGUAUGCUGCAAUGUUAGUGUGUUGGCUCCUAGGAAAUGGGUGCCUCUUUUCUUGGAACAGUAUGCUGACAAUAGAAGAUUACUAUGGGUAUUUGUUCCCGGCGGAUACCAUUUAUGUGCCUUUUGUCCCUAAUUCUGUUCUUCUUUAG